This is a messenger RNA of Notolabrus celidotus (New Zealand spotty), 1739 nucleotides long. It is a transcript of the gene efna1a, whose product is annotated as ephrin-A1a. The coding region runs from base 233 to 916 and encodes 227 amino acids. The record is from RefSeq and is a predicted model, not a curated record. Lineage: Eukaryota; Metazoa; Chordata; Actinopteri; Labriformes; Labridae. Gene Ontology annotation, molecular function: ephrin receptor binding. Gene Ontology annotation, cellular component: plasma membrane. The transcript is spliced from 5 exons. Gene Ontology annotation, biological process: ephrin receptor signaling pathway; axon guidance.
AGCUUUCAUUCACUACGGAUUUGUCGAGUAUAGAAGGUCUUUGUGCGACUUUUAUUCCUCCGUGUCUGUUGAUUUUUUUUCCCUUUCUUCAGCGCGUUUGUACCCGUGCGUUGUUUUCAGUGUGCAGUCUCACGGCGCGCAGUCGAGCUUUUCUCUUGGUGAACUUUGAGUUUUUUGCACAACCUACCUGAGUUGUGUGUCUCUUCCCUGCACGCCUUCACUCCUCUCCACCAUGGAUUUGGUUUGGAUUGUGGGCUUCGUUGUGAGCGUCUGCGCCUGGUGUGCUUCAGCGGAGCGACACAGCGUCUAUUGGAACAGCACGAAUCCAAAGUUUCUAUGGGACGACUACACUGUGGAGGUGAAGCUCAACGACUACCUGGACAUCGUCUGCCCACAUUACCCUCAGGGUGAGGUGCCACUGCUGGACGCCGAGCGCUACGUGCUCUACAUGGUGGAACGAGAGGACUUUGAAACCUGCAAGCCUCAGUCGUACGAUCAGAUGCGCUGGGAGUGCGGACAUCCGUUUGCCCCUCAUGCACCAGAGAAGUUCUCAGAAAAGUUUCAGAGAUUUACUCCGUUUACUCUGGGGAAGGAGUUCCGCCAAGGAGAAAGCUACUAUUAUAUCUCUAAACCUUUGCACCACCAUGGUCAGGAGUGCCUCAGGCUCAGGGUGGACGUUGUAGCUGCUGAUGGCUCUCAAGAAGCCAGAGUGGCUAAAGGAGGCACAGGUGGGGCUGGAGUUGGAACUGGGGGUGGGGUUCACAACCCGUCCAACAGACUGCCUGCAGCAGAUGACCCGGUAGUGAUCCUGCCUGAUGUCCAGAAGAGCGUACGGACAAGCUCUGCAGUGGCAGCCACUUCCCUCUCGAUUCUCUCACUGCUAGUCCCGUUUUCACUACUGCUAUUGUUGCACUGAGAGGACAAGAAAGAACUGCAGUUGGCAGACGUUCUAAUUUUUUUCAGGGACUACAAUGAAGACAGUCCGUGGGGAUGAAACCACUGACUCAAAAAGACAGUUUUCCGUGCCCAGUGCUGGCCACAGGGAGAGACUUUUGAAGCUUUUAAAGUACAGCUGGACUCUCUUGCACUACACGUGCUGAGCAACUCCUGAGCAUUUGAGACAAAGUAUGUGUGCUUUGUGUCAUUUUUCAAAAGUGACAGCCGUUUUCGCUUUGGAACACCAAUUUUUUAGGGCUCUCUCCAAAACCAUGAACCUCUUUGGAUGAUAACCUUAAAAGAAAGCAUGAAGGCGUGGAAGAGAAACCCAAAAUGGCCGAGGAACAAUCAAGAGGAACUCUGUUUGAGUUCUAAAGAUAUAGGGUGUAAUUGGAAAAGUGUUCUCUGACCCUUUGAGCCAAAGAUCAGUCAUCUCUCCAACUUGUACACUAUUCCACCCUUGAGUAUUGUGUACUAUUUGUCGUAUUGUUCUUGUGAUGGUAUUGAGUGGCAUUGAUGUCCCAAGUGAUUACUUUCUUUAAAUGUAGCAUUGACAGACACAAGGGCUGUUCUCAUCAUGACCAUUCCUUUGCAAACUCGACCAUGUGCUUAUAUACUGUAGCACUAAUCCUGCACAGUACAGACACACCAUCAUACACUCCACGCGGCACGCACACUGACAUCAGAUGACAUAUAAAGACACCACAUUGAACUGUGUUAUGUGUGCAUUCUGUGAAGAUAAUUUAUGACAUUUGCAGCUGAGAAGUUUUAGUGUAUAUACCAUAAAGGAAAUGUUUACUGUU